UUCAUCGAGAGCGGUUCGCCGACGCUUUGCGGAAAGAUUUCAGAGCGAACGAGAGAGUCCGAGCGAGAGCGACGACGCCCCGCAACGAGAACAACACAAGAGCCGAGUGCGCGUGCGAAAGAGAUAGCUAACGAGUUGUCCAGUGAGAGGCCGGCUAGAGCGAGACGGCCAAUCAGUGUGCGAGCGACGAAAAAGAAAACAAAGAUACUCGCCCAGAGCAGUUGGCUACCUGUCUUUGGCCUGGUAUAUAAGUGUGUGUAUGCGAGAGAGAGUAAAUAGCGGGCAACGCAGCAGUACAUAAACGAAAAGCAGCGUGGUCGUUAGUCGAACAAAACUUCUCAAAGUGAACGGACGUACGCGGUCGGUUGUUCCGAUACUCUUGCUUUAUCGCUAUCCAAACAGAGUGAAGCGACCAAUAUAAAUAACGAAACAAGAAACAUGUGUUUAUAUGACAACCAGAGCUCAAAGCUUCAGUUACAAAAUAAUAUUUAUAAUAAAUAAGCAAUCUGAAGCCAAUUUCCUUUGUGUGACAAAUGCCGUAGCAGCGACAACAACAAGCACAACUACGUCUGUUGGCUUAUGUACGACGCGCGCGUUUAAGAGUGUGUGUGUGUGUGGGCAGAAAACAUAGGGCAAAGCAUAAUACACAAUAAAGGUGCCCGCGAAAGCAGAGCAGCCGAAAGUGCCAGCGCGUGUUGGUGUGGUUUGCCUGUGCAGGCAAAGUAGAAAGAAAAUAAAAUAAAAUAAAAGUGGAGUGGAGUGGAGCAUAGUGAAGAAAGAGAAGCAGAAACGCUGACUCAAAACUCAAUUGUGGAUUAUUUACUUGGAUUAUUCCUCUUGCCAUUGGAUUAUAUAUGUUUACAAGGCGACCACCACGAUGCCAAUUAACUGGCUGGAUUAUUAGUGGAUUAAAGAUUGGAUACAAAGAUUGACGCUUGUGCGAAAAACAAAAGCGAAUUUUUAGCGGCGAGAGUGUAUUAUUAUUACUAUGAUGACGCCAGAGUCGAAAGCAAUACAGCCGGCAGCAGCAACAACAAAGCAAACAGCGGAGGCAACACCAGAAGCAACAGCAACAACAACAAUGGCUCACACACAACAAAAGUCGCAGUUGUCAACGUUGGCGAAAGCAACAACAACAUCAACAACAACAUCGACAACGACAACGAAUAAGGCGGCCAAAAGCGUUGUCAGCAAUGCAAAUAGCAGUGGCAACAAUUCAAGCAAAAAGCUGGCUUUGUAUCAGUCCCAGAAAACAACAACAAUAACUGCGACGACGACAACAACAACACCAGCAGCUGCAGAAACAGCAGAGGCAACAACUAAUGCUGAUAAAAUGCAAAAGCAACAGCAACUGAAGCAGCAACUUUUUGCCGCCUGCAGCAUUAAAGUAAAAAGUGAAAACACAUUAGCAACUACUGCAAAUGCAGCAGCAGCAACAACAGCAACAGCAACACAACUUGCCACAGGCAAAGCGGCAAAAAUAAUAUUAGAAAACGGCAUCAAGAAGGAAUCCACGCCUCCGGCUGUCGAAUCCGUUGAGGCCUCCUCCUCAUCGUCAUCCUCCUCGUCCUCCUCAUCAUCGUCCUCGUGGUCGACGGCAAGGAGAGCCACUUCGGAGGACGCCAGCAGCAAUGGUGGCGCCUCCGCCGAGGAGGAGAAGAUGGAGGAGGACCAAACGGGGGCGGUGGCAACAGCGUCUUCAACGGCGACAACGACUUCCGAUUUGGCCACAACUUCAAGGCCACGCCCCGUCCUUCUAACGGCCGUCAAUCCGCACAUCAUCUGUCACCUGUGCCAGGGAUAUCUGAUCAAUGCCACCACCAUCGUCGAGUGUCUGCACUCCUUCUGCCACAGUUGCCUCAUUAAUCACCUGCGAAAGGAGCGCUUCUGCCCGCGCUGCGAGAUGGUCAUCAACAACGCCAAGCCGAACAUCAAAUCGGACACCACGCUCCAGGCGAUAGUGUACAAGCUCGUGCCGGGUCUUUACGAGCGGGAGCUGAUGCGCAAAAGGGCCUUCUACAAGGAUCGUCCCGAGGAGGCAGCCUUGGCCACGCCCGAGCAGCGAGGCGAUGAUACGGAGCAUCUGAUCUUCAGUCCCUCGGAUGACAUGUCGUUGUCGCUGGAGUACGCCGAAUUGGGGGAACUGAAAACCGAUUCCGAGUCUGAGUUGGUGGACACAUUGCGUCCGCGGUACCUUCAAUGUCCGGCCAUGUGCCGUGUGAGCCACUUGAAGAAGUUCGUCUACGACAAAUUUGAGAUUGAUGCCCAGCGUUUUAGUAUCGACAUUAUGUACAAAGUCAAGACCAUCGUGCUGCUCGACUACUACACGCUUAUGGACAUCGCCUACAUCUACACGUGGAAGCGGGAUGCACCCAUGCGGUUUUACUACCGUGUUUAUGAGUCGCCGCAGCCGCUGGUGAAGCCGGCUCCUCGUCGAUUGCUGCCACUGCCCCUGGAGAAGCAGGAGAAGGAGAAUCCAGAGCAACAGCUGCCAGUGGAAGCCUCUUCUACGACGGUGGAACCUUUGCCCCUGCCAGUGGAGCAAGCAGUUAAAGCUUCCAUUAAAGUGGAGGAGCAGGAGACCAACAAGGAAGUCGUGAAAGAAGUGGUUAAGGAUGCGGCAACCGCACCCACGACGGAGACACUGAAGCUGGUGAUCAAUCGAAAUAUGCUGGACAAGCGUGAGAAGAGUCACUCUCCACAGAUGAACUCGAAAUCGUCCUCGAAGAGUUCGCCCUCCACUCCCGUUUCGUCUCCCUCGGAGCCCAAUAUCAAGCUGAAGAUCGAUCUCUCCAAGCAGAACAGCGUCACCAUUAUCAAUAUGUCCGAUCCUGAGCGCAGAGAGAUAGUGAAACCCCUCAAGCCCGAGAAGGAGUCCAGGUCGAAGAAGAAGGACAAGGACGGAAGUCCCAAGUCGUCAAGCAGCUCCAGUUCCUCUUCCAGUGGAGAGCGCAAGCGUAAGAGUCCCAGCCCGCUGACGGUUCCUCCAUUGACCAUUCGCACAGAACGCAUCAUGAGUCCAAGUGGGGUGAGCACUCUGAGUCCAAGAGUGACCAGCGGAGCGUUCUCAGAGGAUCCCAAGUCGGAGUUCCUUAAGUCGUUCGCUCUGAAACCCAUCAAGGUGAAAGUAGAAUCACCGGAGAGGUCGUUGAACAACAGAGCCAUCACCCCGCCUUCGCCUUCGGUGCAACAGUCCCCCUCACCCAAAACGAAGGGUAACUUGGACGACAGCAUUCUCAUGAAGCCGCCCAGCUGCAUGCCUCCCAAAUCCAUUGCAUCUUCGAAGAGAAAGAGCAAAGAACCAGUUAAGGCUGUGUCCAAGAAGCCGAAACUAUCGCCGCCCCUUCCAACGGUGGACUUUAAGAUACGCCUGCCCGCCACCAAUGGCAGUUCUCCAGGCUCCGCGUCUCCCAAGAUAGAAAAACCGCUGAUGCCACCGCCGGCAAAGCCGCCAAUGUUGGCUCCCCGGAAACUGCAGCCCUCCACCCAGCUUGCGCCGCCUCCAUCGCCCAUGCAUCAUCAUGCCGGCGUGCAGAUGUCAGCUCCUGGUAACCGGACACCCAUCGCCAAACGCUAUCAGCCUAUUUUACCCAAAGCUUCGCGUCCAAAUCCCUUUGCCAAUAUUCCAAACGAUGUCAAUCGAUUGCUCAAAGACGCUGGUACCGAAAUCAAGUCCAUUGGUGGAGGAUCGGUGGAGAACAGCAGUAACUCAGCCCAAAAGCCACAUCUGUAUGGACUCAAGGGAGACGCUAAGAUGGGACCACCACCGUUGCCUGCAACCACCCCAACUCAGGGUAACAAAAACCUUGGAAAGCAGGGAGGCAACUUGCCGAUGUCAGCGCCCAACAAGGGUAACAGUUCCAACAACUAUCUCAAUCUGGCGCUGUUCAACUCCAGCAAGUGCAAGGGCAAGGAGGCGCCACCUGGCUGCCGCACGCCCAUGUACACGCCAAAUUCGCCCAUUUACUCGCCCAGUUCGCCGCAGUAUGUGCCCAGCUACAAUAUUCCCACAAUGCCCACCUAUAAGUACACCCCAAAGCCAGCGGCCAAUUCUGGAAGCGGAAACGGAGGCACUGGCAGCUACCUGCAGAAUAUGUUGGGUGGCGGAAAUGGAAGUGGAUCGCUUGGUGGAUUGUUCCCAUCACCGCCCACCAAGUCGGAUCAGAAUACCAAUCCAGCUCAUGGAGGCGCUUCUUCAGCUUCGCAAUCUGGAAGCAAUGGAAUGGCGAAUAACAAUAUCUAUAUGCCCAAUGAAGAUGCACCCGAAAAGCAGCAGGUGAAGGUCAAGUCUCUGCUGAACUCGUGCAACAUCAAUAUCCCCUCCUCGCUUUCGAUCACCAUCUCUCGGGACAACGGAGAUUCCUCGUCACCCAGUAAUGGCCAGCAUCCGAAACACAAAAGCCCGGUCAACAAUUACAUUGAGAUCGUUAAGCUGCCCGAUCAGCCACAGGAUCAGGUCCAGGCUGCCAAGGAGGCUCAGAAACGGCAGUCACCACCUGCUGCCGGUCCAGGACCUCUGGCCGCAAAGUUGCCGCCGCCGCCACCAUCCAAAGCUAUUCCUUCGCCGCAACAUUUGGUGUCGCGCAUGACGCCGCCACAGUUACCCAAAGUGGCCACUCCCCCGCCUCCAAGUGCUCCUCGUGUGAUUACGCCACCAAAAACAUCACCUCCUGCCAAUGCCGCAAAGGUAACGCCUUUGAAGCCAGUGCUCACGCCUACGCAGGCGGAUAAGAAGACGCCCAGCCCGGAGAAGCGAACCGCCGCCCAGAUGGGCAGUCAUUCGCCAACUGCCAGUGAAAACAAAUCGCCCAAGGGAGGAGCAGCUGGAGUGGCAAAUUCGGCUGCGGGCGCCCAGAAUGGAGAUCCAGCGGCCAAGAAGUUCCGACCCAUCCUGCCCCGCCAGAAUGGCAUGCCUGAGUUGGCACCGAAGCUGCCCACUCUGGCUCCCUUCGUCGGUUUCAAUCCACUGCAAAAUGCAGCCGCUGGCAAGAAGGUGCCGCCCAGCAAGAAGUCACCUAAUGCCGGAGCCACUGUCCAUCAGACCGGCCAGCAAAAGCUAGCCAAUGGUGGACAACAGCAGCAGGCGCAGCAGAAAACCAGUCCGCCACAGAAGAAUCAACAGCAGGUCAAGAAGGCGACCAAGAAUCCUACGCCACCGCCUCCAUCCUUGCCGGCAGUCGGUAAAAUGAUGCCCCAUCCCGUCAUGCACAGCCAGAAUGCUCCGCUAAGCAUCGCCUCCAGCGCCAGUGCUGCGGCAGUCGCCUCGGGACAAUUGGACCUGAGCAACUUCCUCAAGGAGAACCUGAGGCGGGUGCAUGCGGCGCAAGCGGCGCAGGCUGCCCAGGCGGCGGCCGCUGCCAACCAGUCGAAUAUGAUGUACAACCUGGCCCAAAUGGGUCACAUGACACCAGCGAUGUACAACUACCAGCAGGCAUACUUCAUGGAGCAGUUGUCGCGGAUGCAGCGCGCCGGAAACGAGGUAUUCAACGAUUACCUGCAAAAGUUAAAGACCGCCACUGCUGCAGGUGGAGGUGGUCCGGCAGAAGGGGAGCUUAAACCCAUGCUGCCCACCGUCACGUUGCCCAGUCCAGGAGCCACUCCGCCGGCAGCCAGCCCCAAAACAUCACCACUGCCCGCCGGAAAGCUUACGGCAGCGGCCACGGCACCCCAAAGCAAGGCAAACAACAGCAGUGGAGCAAAUGCACGGCAGCAGACGGCGGCCACCGGCAACAACGGAGCACCAGUAUCCGCCGCCUCCUUGCCACCGGCCACCAAAAGCAAGUGAAGCAAGGAGUCGUCGCAGUUUCAGUCCCAGUCCCAGUCCCUCGUAGCUUGUAGCUCUAAUUAAUUUUUAAAGACCUUGUUUUAGUUAUUCAUUUACGUUACCCGUUUGUUCGUUGGCGCUAUGGCAGAGUCCACGACCAGAACCAAUUCCUCGCCCUAAUUACGGUGGCACGGAAUCCAACCCCUGCACCUGGGGGUGGAUUCUCCUCACCCAAAAAAAAUGUUACACAGUCCAGCCGAGUGUAUGCUGCCCCUGGUAGUAAGCCAACGCUCUGUAAAUAUAUAAAGAUAUAAACAUAUUUCUAGAUGUAAGAGAGUUGUAUUAAAAAUAAACGGAGGAUAAGACAGCGAUUCAGAAUCGAUAUGUAUGCAGAUAUACGAAUACGAAUUAUAUUUAUUCAUAGCCGUAAGCGAAGUUAAGCCUAAGUGUACAUAGCAGCCGUAAGAUAGCAUUUGUAUAAUCUUUUCUAUGUAAAAUCAAGCGGAAAAAUAGAAAUCUAAUUUA
Molecule: messenger RNA, 6289 nt
Organism: Drosophila santomea
Lineage: Eukaryota; Metazoa; Arthropoda; Insecta; Diptera; Drosophilidae
Gene: Psc
Product: polycomb group protein Psc
Exons: 5
Coding region: 989-5785 (1598 amino acids)
Biological process (GO): negative regulation of transcription by RNA polymerase II
Cellular component (GO): PRC1 complex
Molecular function (GO): metal ion binding; promoter-specific chromatin binding
Source: RefSeq, a predicted model, not a curated record